This is a messenger RNA of Astrephomene gubernaculifera, 3124 nucleotides long. The record is from the annotation of a GenBank genome assembly. Lineage: Eukaryota; Viridiplantae; Chlorophyta; Chlorophyceae; Chlamydomonadales; Astrephomenaceae.
UAGCACACAUCUAGCCAGUGCAAGUGAUACCCCUCGUAAGUUCCUAGCCUGUUAUGCGUAACUGAAGUGCUAGGUAGCCAAGAACGUAGAGCUUACUGGAAACAUCCUGACGAAGGCAUGAGACCCCACGCGCUUUCUCGCAGCCUAUUGCAUUUAGGCAACCGGCGCUACUACUACUUACAAUACCAGAGUACGUUAUGGCAACUACAGCAAACGCGCAAUUCCUCGAGCGACAGUGAUUCCUCUGGUGGAUCUGGGCUGCUGGGCAAGCUAUUUAGGGCCGGCCUUGGCAACAAGCACAAGGAGCCCGCUGACUCAGACAGCAGUGGCGCUGCUGGCAGCAGCGGCAGCAACAGCAAUGGUCGCAGCGGCGCCGAUGCCUCCGCCGAUGAUGCCCUGGUGCCAUCGGGUCCCGAGCGCAAGCACCACAAGGUGUUCGUUGUGGAGCUGUCUCGCAAGCCCCUGUUCCCCGGCAUCUACACGCCGGUCAUCAUCAGCAAGAAUGAGGCGCUAGUUAAGGAGAUCCUGGAGGUCAAGCGGCAGGGCGCUCAUGCCUACGUGGGAGCCUUCCUGAAGCGUUCCUCCGACUCCUCAUCUUCCUCCUCCUCCUCCCAGCAGCAGGGCGGCCAGGGCCCGCAGGCCCAGCAGAGCACCAACAUGUUUGGUAUCCCGCAGGCGGCGGAGGCGGGGGAUGCCGCAUCGCACCUGUACGACAUUGGCACCUUUGCGCAGGUCCACACCGUGCUGGCGGGCGACAGCGGCGACUCGGCUCAGCUGCUGCUGCUGGGGCACCGGCGAGUGCGCAAAACCAAAGUGAUCUCCUCCGACCCCCUGCGAGUGCACAUCGACCACCUGAGGGACGAGUCGUACACCAGCGAUGACAUCCUCAAGGCCACCAGCAUGGAGAUCGUGAACACCAUGCGCGACCUGCUGCAGCUCAACCCGCUGUACGGCGAGCAGUUCAGGACGCUGCUCAGCCUAACCGGCAGUAUCGACCUGCAGGACAUGUCCCGGCUGGUGGAUGCGGCCGCCAGCCUCACCUCCGCGGAUGAUGCCACACUGCAGGGGGUGCUGGAGGCGCUGAGCGUGCCGGAGAGGGCCCGCAUGGUGUUGGCUCUGCUUAAGAAGGAGGUGGAGCUGUGCAAGCUGCAGGCCGACAUACGGGAACAGGUAGAGGGCAAGAUCGCUAAGGAUCAGCGGCGCAUGCUGCUGAUGGAGCAGCUGAAGAGCAUCAAGAAGGAGUUGGGGCUGGAGCGGGACGACAAGAGCGCGCUGCUGCAGCGGUUCAAGGAGCGGUGGGAGGAGAAGCGGGGGGUGGCGCCGGCAGAGGUGGCCAAGGUGGUGCAGGACGAGCUGGACAAGCUGGGCGGCCUGGAGCCCGUGUCCCCCGAGUUCAACAUCACGCGCACCUACCUGGAGUGGCUGACCAGCCUGCCCUGGGGCUGCACCACGGAGGAGGUGUUCGACCUGGGGAGGGCAAAGAAGGUCCUUGAUGACGAGCACUACGGUCUGGACGACGUGAAGGACCGCAUACUGGAGUUCAUCGCGGUGUCGCACCUGAGGGGCAGCGCGCAGGGCAAGAUACUGUGCCUGGUGGGUCCCCCCGGUGUGGGCAAGACCAGCAUCGGCCGCUCCAUCGCCACCGCCCUCAACCGCCACUACUACCGCUUCUCAGUGGGGGGGCUGCAUGACGUGGCGGAGAUAAAGGGACACAGGCGCACCUACGUGGGUGCCAUGCCCGGCAAGCUGGUGCAGUGCCUCAAGUCCACCGGGUCGUCCAACCCGCUGGUGCUCAUUGACGAGGUAGACAAGCUGGGUCGCGGCCACACCGGCGACCCCGCCUCCGCCCUGCUGGAGCUGCUGGACCCCGAGCAGAACUCCGCGUUCCUGGACCACUACCUGGACCUGCCGCUGGACCUGAGCAAGGUGUUGUUCGUGUGCACCGCCAACUCGCUGGACACCAUCCCCGGACCGCUGCUGGACCGCAUGGAGGUCAUCCGGCUGUCAGGAUACGCACAAGACGAGAAGCGCGCCAUCGCCCGCCGCUACCUGGAGCCCUCCGCCGCCUCCGAGGCCGGCGUGCCGCCCGCCUCCGUCUCCCUCACCGAACCCGCCCUGGAGUCGCUCAUAAGCGAGUACUGUCGCGAAGCGGGGGUGCGCAACCUGAAGAAGCACAUCGAGAAGGUAUACCGCAAGGUGGCACUGCAGCUGGUGCGCGCGGGGGCGCGGCCGGUGAGGGAGGAGGAGGAGGAGGAGGGUAAGGGUAAGGAAGAGGCGGCGGCGUCUUCUAACGAGUCUUCGAGUGAUAGUGGUAGCGCUAGUGCUGAUAAAGUGGAGGAGAAGGCGGAGGCUCCUAGCGAGGGCAGCAGCAGCGGCAGCAGCAGUGGUAAUGUCAAGGACAGCAGCAAGGACGGCAAGAAGGACGGCAAGGACGGCAAGAGCAAGAGCGGCAAGGUGCGGGUGGUGUACGACGGUCCCCCGGUGGUGAUCGCCCGGGAGCAGCUGAAGGAGUAUGUGGGGCAGGCGCCCUUCGCGCGGGACAAGUUCUAUGAGACCACACCGCCAGGUGUGGUCAUGGGCCUAGCCUGGACCCCCCUGGGCGGCGCCACCCUCUACGUUGAGGCCGCCAAGGUGUCCGGCUCCGAAGCCAAGGGCUCCCUCACCACCACCGGCCAGCUGGGCGACGUGUUCCGCGAGUCGGCAACCAUCGCCCACACCUUUGCACGCAACUUCCUGGCAGACCGCGACCCCGCUGCGGCGGCGGUGCUGGCGGGGUCGGCGCUGCAUGUGCACGUGCCGGCGGGCGCCACCCCCAAGGACGGCCCCUCCGCGGGCUGCACGCUGGUGACGGCGCUGCUGUCGCUGGCGAUGGGGAAGAGCGUGAAGCCGGAUCUGGCCAUGACGGGCGAGGUGACGCUCACCGGCUGCGUGCUUCCCAUCGGCGGUGUGAAGGAGAAGGUGCUGGCGGCCCGGCGCAGCGGCGUGAGGGUUGUGGUGUUCCCCGAGGGCAACCGGGCGGAGUACGAGGAGCUGGGGCAGGAGCUCAAGGAGGGUCUGGAGCCGCACUUCGUGGCCACCUACGACCAGAUCUACCAGCUUGCCCUGGGACACUAGCAGCAGGGGG